AAAAAGGAGAUAAAAAUUUGAAAGAAGAUCAAUCUAUACCUAUUUCUAGAAUACAUGAUCCUAUCUUUAAAAGACCCUAAAGGCUCAGCGGUUAAGAGCACUGUCGGCAUUUUGAGAGGACCUGGGUUCUAUCCCCAACACCCACAUGGGGACUCACAACCAUCUGUAACUCUAGUUCCUAGGAAUCUGACGCCUUCUUCUGGCACACGUGUGGUAUGCAGACAUACAUGUGAACAAAACUCUUAUAUAAAAAAAAUUAAAGAUGCUACCAAACACUCUUAGCUGAUAAACCCUCUCAGCAAAGAACAGGAUACAAAAGCAUCAUGUAAAGCUUUUCUAUGUGCCAGUAACAAACUUGUUGAGAAAGAAAUCAGACUCCACUCACAAUAACUUUUAAAAGUAAAAUACCAGGGCUGGAGAGAUGGCUCAGCAGUUAAGAGCACUGGCUACUCUUCCGGAGGUUCAAAUUCCCAACAUCCACAUGGCGACUCAGCCAUCUGUGACUCCAGUUCCAGGAGAUCCAGUGCCCUGUUCUGGCCUCUGCGGGCACCAGGCAUGCAUGCUGUGCACAGACAUACAUGCAGGCAAAACACCAUCUACAUAAAAGAAUAACAUUUUCAAGUUAAUAAAAAACAAAACAGGAUUGAAUGUAGCAAAGGAGGUGAAAGACCUCUACACUAGAAACUUUAAGACACUGUAAUGAAGAAAUAAAAGACACUAGAAAAUGGAAAGGUCUCCACCGCUCAUGAAUAGGUGGAGUUAAUAUUGUGAAAAGGCCAAAUUACUGAAAGUGAUCUAUAGAUUGAACUCAGUACCCAUCAAAAUUCCAACAAUACAUUUCACAAAUCAUAAAAAAAAACACUUCAAAAAAAUCAUAAAAUUUAUAUGGAAACACAAAGAGCCCCAAAUAGCCAAAGCAGUCCCAAGCAGAAAAAGCAGUGCUGGAAUACCACAGUACCUGGCCUCAAAUGACGUUUAAGAGCUGUAGUGACAAAAACAUCAUGAUAAAAGACAAGCAUAGACAGGCAGACCGAUAGACUACCAUGGAGGACCCAGACAGAGACCUAUGCAGUGACAGCACCUGAUGUUUCAUCCUGGUGUCCAAAACACCUUGACAGAAAGCCUCAGCAAACGGAGAUGAGAGAACUGGAUAUUCAAGUGCAGAAGAAAACUAGACCGCAUCGCUCACCCUGUGCAAAAAUCCAUUCAAAGUGCAUCAAAGACCUUCAUGUAAGACCUGAGUCUCUGACUGGGUGGUGGUGGUGCACAGCUUUGAUCCCAGCACUCCGGAGGCAGAGCCAGGUGGAUCUCUGUGAGUUCGAAGCCAGCCUGGUCUACAGAGUGAGAUCCAAGACAAGCACCAAAACUACACAGAGAAACCCUGUCUCAGGGAAGAAAAAAAAAAACUAAGUCUCUGAAACUGCUAAAAGGAAACAAUUCAAGACAUGCUGUAGACACAGACAAGGACUUAAAUAGGCCAGGAAAUAAUCUCAAGAAUUCACCAAUCGACUACAUGACAUCAAAAACCUUCUGUGCAGCAAAGGAAACCAUCAACUGAAUGAGGGCACAGCCCACAGAGCUACACAUCUGACAGAGCAGUGUGGUGUUAUAUCCUUAUACUCAAAUAAAGCUUGCCUGCAGAUCAGAGGACAGAGCCAGCCACAGUUAGCCACAGAGGUCAGGCAGUGGUGGCACACACCUUUAAUCCUAGCACUCGGGAGGUAGAGAUCUGUUUGGAUCUCUGUGAAUUCAAAGCCACCCUGGACUACAUGAAAUUUAUCCAGUUUAAAAGAGAAACAGCCAGGCAAUGGUGAUACACAUCUCUAAUUCCAGUACUUGGGAGUCGCAUGCCUUGAAUCCCAGCACUAGGAAGGUUGAGACAGGAAGAGAUAUGGCUGGGCAGAGAAAGGAGUAUAAGGCGGGAGGAGACAGGAACUAUAGUCCCUUUCGGCUGAGGACUCAGAGGCAUUCAGUCUGAAGAUCUGUGGAGACAGGAUCUUCUCUUUUCAGCUGAGGAGUUGGCGAGGUGAGAAGUGGCUGUGGCUUGUUUCCUCUGAUCUUCCAGCAUUUACCCCAAUAUCUGGCUCCAGGUUUUUAUUAUAAGACCAUUUAGGAUUCGAGUAAUAUCGAGGAUCUAUACUGAGCUCCAAAAAUGACACGCCUCCCCCCCCCAAAUCAUCCAGUCAAUGGAUGGCAAAUGAACAGCUCAAAAGAGGGAAAUGACCUGAAAAAUACACGGAAAAGCAAUGUCCUAAAUAUGGCAGCCACUGCCAGUGAGGAUAUGAGGAGGAACAGCCUAUCCACUGCUCCUGGGAAUGUAACUGGGAUGCAGCUACUAAGGAAAUUGGUAAGAAGCUCCUCGAGUUAAAACUAGAACUCCUGGGCAGGAGAAAUGGCUCAGCCUGUGGAGACCCCAUUUUCUACGGAUUGCAAAAAUAGUCACCACUGCCCGGGGGAUGUGCUUCUCAGUUUCUUUGUGUGAUGGGAGGGCCUAUGGACAGAGCCAUACAGAUAGACCACCUUCCUGCCUCUGACUGGCAUCCAUCCUGAUCCAUGACCUGGCUUUUAUCAGCUUUUCCUUUGAGGUAAAAAAUGCAAUCUGCCUCCUCCUGGCCAAUGGUCUGGCCCUUGGCAGGCUGUGCUGCCCCUAAGGGUAGUGUCUUAGUUAGGAUUUCUAUUGCUGUGAAGAGACACCAUGACCACAGCAGCUUUUAUGAAGGAAAACAUUUAAUUAGGCUGGCUUACAGUUUCAGAGAUUUAACUCAUUGUCAUUAUGGUGGGACAUGGUGGCGUGCAGGCAGAGUGGUGCUGGAGACGGAGCUGAGAGUCUUAUAUCUCAACCUGCAGGCAACAGGAAGUGGUCUGAAACACUAGAUGUGUUUCAGAUGGCCUGAGCUUAUAUGAGACCUCAGAGCCCACAUCCAUAGUAACACACUUCCUCCAACAAGGCCAUACCUACUCCAACAAAGCCAUGCCUCCUAACAGCGCCACACUCCCUAUGAGGUUAUGGGGCCCAAUUCAAUUCAAACCACCACAGGUAGUGUGAGGCUUAACACUAUAAAUGGCUGCUGAGGAGCAAACUGGGAGCUGGGCAACAGUGGAUGCCCUGACGGCCAAAGAAGCAUUCUUCAGACAGGAAUUCUAAUGGGCUUCAUUGACAUUUCUAUACAUGUCUCUAUGGUUCUUUGCUCUGAUCUACUGUCUAGUAACUUUUCCUGUUGCCCUAUUAAAAUACCUUAACAAAGCAACUUAAGGAAGGGAGCAUUGAUUUUGACUCAGUUCCGUGGUCCGUUGUGACAGAAAAGUCACAGGUGCAGGAGCGUGAGGUCACAUUGUUCCCAGUCAGGAUGCAGAGACAGAUGAAAGUGUGCUCUGUGACUCCUGAUCCCACCCCAGGGAGUGGUUCUGCACACAGUGAGUAGAUCUCCCCACCUCAGUUAACCCAGUCAUGAUACUCCCCCACAGGCAUGUCCAGGCUCACCCAUCAGGAGAUUUUGGAGCUCAUCAGGUUGAUAAGUGACUAGUCAUCACACCUACCAUUACAAGUCUCUUACUUCCACACUUUUCUUUAAAUUGAGUCUCAUUAUGGAGCCCAGGCUGGCCUCGAACUUACACAGACCUGCCUGCCUCUGCCUCCCGGCUGCUGGGAUGGAAGGUGUGUGCUGCCACAGCUGGCCACUCCCACAUUUCUUUCCUCUUCUGGUGCCUUUCACUAAUAGUGUCUCUUCUAUUUUUAAGAUGCCUUUUUCUUUCCUCCCUAGUUUUCUCAUAUGAAAGAAAACCUGUAAUACUUGUGAGGGUUUGCUUGAGAAACCUCCCCCAUAAUCUCCAGCAUUUGAACACUUAAUGGGCUCUCAUUUGGUGGCACUGUCUGGGGAAGGUUAGGACCUGAGGCUUUGCUGGAGGAAAUAUGUUCCUGGGGGCAUGUUUGGAGUGCUUAAGGCCUCACCCAAGUUCUAACUGGGCUCUUUGCUUCACACUUGUGGUUAAGAGGUUAGGGCUGGGCACCCUGCUCCUGCCACAGCCCCCCACUUGCAGCCAUGCUCCCCCACCAUGAUGAACUCUUAUCCCUCUGGAACCGUAAGCUCAAACAAAUCUUCUGUAAGUUGCUUGGUCAUGGUGUUUCAUUACAGCAUCAGAAAAGCAACUAAAACACAUGUCUUUCUGCGUCUGACUUUUGGCUUAACGUGAUGACCUCAGCCUCUGUCCAUUUGCCUGCAAAGUCAUUCAUCUUUAUAGCUUAGUAAAAACCCCUUUGUGUAUACAUACCUCCUCAUUUUCUUUAUCCAUUCAUCUGUUAUGGGUUUCUCUGCUGGUCUCUUGGCCUUGGAAUAAUGUAGUAAUUGACAUAGAUGUGUAGGGUAUCUCUGUGAUGCUUUGACUUAUAUUCCUUCAGGUUUAUAACCAAUGCUAUGGGUGGGUCGUAUGGUGGUUCUAACUUUGGUUUCUUAAGGAACCUCCAAACUGAUUUCCAUAGUGGCUGCAUUAAUUCACAUUCCUACCAACAGUGUGUAAAGAUUCCUUUUGUUCCACAUUCUCACUUGAAUUGCCUACUUUUAGAUAUUUUGGUAGCAGCCUUUUUUUACUGGAAUGGCAACACAUUCCUUAAUAGCAAAGUAUGUUGGGCAUUUUCCCUUCUGUUUAUUGGCUCUUUGUUCCUCUUUUGAGAUGUGUCUGCUCAAAGCAUCGGCCCAUUUAUAAAUUGGAUUUUUUGUUUUUCUAUUUGUUAUUCUUUGUGUGUUCUAUGCAUUAAUCUUCUGUUGCCUGAAACACUAGCCAAACCUUUCUCCCAUCCCGAGGUCAAUGCUUUGCUCUGCGGUGCAGAAUUGCAGCGUGACACCAUCCCACCUGUCAGCUUUUGCUGUUGUUUCCUGGGCCAGAUUCAGUUCCGUGACUUGUGUCUUCUUCAUGAAUCUGUACACACUGUCUAUUAUCACAUCCUGGAGACCCGACCUCCAGAAGGUCAAUGCUGGCUGCUACUCUGGGCUAAUCUAGAAUAGCGUUUACUACCUGCUGUAAAAUAAGGAGUGGAGGUUGGUAGAUGUGGAACUAUCACACUGUAGUCAAACCUGCCUUGUAGUCUGAGAUCAUGAGUCUCAAGGUCGCUUCCUUGAGCAAAGUACUGUCUUAUCUUAAUUAGAGUGUAAGAGGACAAUUUAAAUUUCACUUUAGAUCUGUUACUUUGUUCUCCAUUGUAACUUCACUUGGGCUUAUUGGAAGAAAACACUUUCCAAGAAACUUACCCCAUGGCAGACUAAAACUGAAGAACGUAUUAGAAUAUACUAUGAGUACACAUGCAUACACACUCAUGACGAAGCUGUUCAUAAUUAGGCCCAGUGAGAGAUUAGCAACAAUAACUAAUAAUCCAGUUGAAUGUUAACAGUGUUCUGCAUUCUGUACAGGGGUGCCAGUAUCACUGGACCUGAGCUUUGGAACUGUUAUUAAAUGAAAUCAGGACACAGCUCUGCCAUACUGUAAUAGUCGAUGUGACAACUGAUCACUCCUAGGUAACUAACGGACACCUAGCAUAUACAGCUUGGAUGCAGUGGACUAAGGCAUGGCUUAUGAAGCGGGUGGGAUGGACUGGGACAAUAGGAGCUGUAAUCAUGCCACUCAGGGCGGCACACGGUUCUAAAUGAUGAAUUGUUUCUGAAAUUUCAAUAUAGUAUUUUUCAGGUUGCAAUUUCCCCACAUAUAACCAAAAUUCCACUAAAAAGGGAGACUGCUGGGCAAAGUUGGCAUGGGCCGUCCUAACACUCUGUGUCCUUGAUUCUCUUCCUUUAGAUGGAGGUCCAGCGAAGUCCUCUUGGCACUUGGCCUCUGGGUCACUGAAGUUCAUUCAGUUUGCUGUCUAAAGUCCAGAGUCAUAACUGGCCUGUGCACACAGCCGAUUAGCUGAGUCACUGGGGCCGUGCAAGUGUACAAAGAGAAAGUGGGUAGGGACUCACGCUCAGUCUGCCGGGCCUCUCCCAGGGGCUCUGGAUGCUACUGUGUGCAGAGCUCCAUAGGUCUGCUGCUUGAAGAGGGCUCAAGGAGCCAGCACUGAGCCCUGGUGGACAGCAGAGCACGCUGGGAUAAUCCUGCCCAAAAAGGAAAGCAGCUGCUCCUGUCCCCAAGGAAAGCAACAGCGGUGUUUUGGUCUCUCCCUGCUGCCGUCAGGUGUCAUGUGGCUGGAACUUCUCCUGGCUUCGGUGCUGGGCCUUGUCAUCUACUGGUUUGUCUCCCGGGACAAGGAAGAAACCUUGCCACUUGAAGAUGGCUGGUGGGGCCCAGGGUCGAAGCCCUCAGCCAGAGAAGAUGAGAGCAUCCGGUCUUUCAAGGUGGAGACAUCAGACGAGGAGAUCAAGGACUUACACCAGAGGAUUGACAGGUUCCGGGCAUCCCCGCCUUUGGAGGGCAGCCGCUUCCACUAUGGCUUCAACUCCAGCUACCUGAAGAAAGUGGUGUCCUUCUGGAGAAACGAGUUUGACUGGAGGAAGCAGGUGGAGAUCCUCAACCAGUACCCCCACUUCAAGACCAAGAUUGAAGGGCUGGACAUCCACUUCAUCCAUGUGAAGCCUCCCCAGCUGCCCUCAGGCCGCACCCCAAAGCCCUUGCUGAUGGUGCAUGGCUGGCCCGGCUCCUUCUAUGAGUUUUACAAGAUCAUCCCACUGCUGACUGACCCCAAGACCCACGGCCUGAGUGACGAGCACGUGUUUGAAGUCAUCUGUCCCUCCAUUCCUGGCUAUGGCUUCUCAGAGGCAUCCAGCAAGAAAGGCUUCAAUACGGUGGCCACUGCCAGGAUCUUCUACAAGCUGAUGUCGCGGCUGGGCUUCCAGAAAUUCUACAUUCAAGGCGGGGACUGGGGGUCCCUCAUCUGCACCAACAUGGCCCAGAUGGUUCCCAACCACGUGAAAGGCCUGCACUUGAACGUAGCUUUCAUUACAAAAAAUAUCUACACCCUGACCCCUCUCCUGGGCCGGCGUUUCGGGAGAUUUCUUGGCUACACUGAGAGGGAUAUCGAGCUGUUGUACCCCUUCAAGGAGAAGGCUUUCUACAGCAUCGUGAGGGAGAGUGGCUACCUACACAUCCAGGCCACCAAGCCAGACACCGUGGGCUGUGCUCUGAAUGACUCACCCGUGGGCCUGGCUGCCUACAUCUUAGAAAAGUUCUCCACCUGGACCAACCAGGAAUACCGUGAACUGGAGGAUGGAGGCCUGGAGAGGAAGUUCUCCCUGGAAGAUCUGCUGACCAACAUCAUGAUCUACUGGACAACAGGAACCAUUGUCUCCUCCCAGCGCUUCUACAAGGAGAACAUGGGCCAGGGCAUCAUGGUCCAUAGGCAUGAGGGGAUGAAGGUCUUAGUGCCCACCGGCUAUUCCGCCUUCCCUUCCGAGCUACUGCAUGUUCCAGAAAAGUGGGUGAAGGUCAAGUACCCCAAGCUCAUCUCCUACUCCUACAUGGAGCGUGGGGGCCACUUUGCUGCCUUUGAAGAGCCCAAGCUUUUGGCCCAGGACAUCCGCAAGUUCGUGUCCCUGGCAGAGAGGCAGUGACGCCCUCAGGAAUCAACCUACAGCCUCGGCAGCAGCUCUGGAGUCUCCCCAGUCUCCCUUAAGAAAGAUGCCCUCUUUCUAAAGGAAGUUUUUGUGCCCUGCAGGCUCUGGAGCCUGGGUACCUCCUCCACCUCUCCCCACCCUCAUGUUAGGUUACAGACCUUAAAACACAUGGCCACGGGGCUGGAGAGAUGGCCCAGAGGUUAAGAGCACUGGCUGCUCUUCCAGAGGUCCUGAGUUCAAUUCCCAGACACCACGAGGUGGCUCACAACCAUCCAUAAUGAGAUCUGGUGCCCUCUUCUGGCCUGCAGGUGUAUAUGCAGACAGAACACUGUAUACAUAAUAAAUAAAUAAAUCUUAAAAAAAAAAAAAAAAAAAAAAAAAAACCCACAGCCACUUUAAGAACCAGGUGCCCCGGCUCUGGAAAGAUCUAGCCAUGCUUUCCUGCAGAAGAGGGAGUAGUCUGGGGUAGAGAACUAACAAGUGGUUUGUCCUCUCCCUCCACCGUGCGGCUGUGGGCAAGCAUUAGACCCAUAAUCCCCUGUUGCCAAGACCCAAGGCAACUUUGAAUUAUGAUUUCACUCUUAUCUAGUGCCUUCUUGCCCCCCUGACUCCUAGCACAUAAGCUAGAUCUCCCGCCAUGGAACCUCCCCGACUUGCAAAGAACCCCCUUUUGUCCCACAUCCUCAGAGGCUCUCUGGCUUGCUCCCCCCCCCCUUGAAGACCCCCUUGUAGGUCAUAACACACCUAAUAAAGCUUUUCUGGAGCAAAAUUCGCCUCAGUACCUGUCUGUGACACCUAUGCAUCUUUCCUAAAGUUUACCUGACAUGCUAUAUACCUGUGUUAAGCAUGGUAGCCUUGGUGACAAAUGAUUUUACUUCUAAGCACAGCUGGACCAAAUGGCAUCCUCUAUUCCAAAGCAACCCACACAGAGCUCUCCUCCCAGAGGUGAGCUCACACUUCUGUGACCCACACGGGGCUCUCCUCCCAGAGGUGAGCUCACACUUCUGUGACCCACACGGGGCUCUCCUCCCAGAGGUGAGCUCACACUUCUGCCCUUGUGCUUGGUGCCUACUGGGCCCUGUGAAAUCAGUCCAGACUGGCAAAGACAGGGAAAGCAGCUGGAAACAGUCACUGGCCAGCACCACCCUCGACCAAGCACCGCCCCCAGAGCAGUGCUGGCACCAUCCAGACACUCACAAAGCUCAAGCCCAUGGGGAAAAGGCAGUGUGGCUGACUGGCUAGCUCACGUGAAACGGCCCUAAUAGUCAAGGGCCACCAGACCUGAGAAAGAGGGAUGGCAGAUCCUGCCUGGUCCCUGUGGUAAGGGACCCUGUCUGUGGUAAGGAACUGAGGCAGGCCCAAGUAGUUAUCUUCUGAUUUAACACAGCUCUGCCCUGGCCCACACCUUCACUCAACCUUGGACUGCUAGGUCCCACAUCCCCAUAUGUGUCUUGCCACACCCCUUCUGUUCCAUGUGGGCACCCAGCCUCAUCCUGUCCCCUGUGGCCCAACCCCAGAUCCCACUCUGGAAAAAGAAAGAGCUACCAAAGACAGAAGAAAUGAGGGGGGGGGGCACCCUCUUCUCUCUGUGCCUGCC
Messenger RNA from Peromyscus californicus insignis, 9132 nucleotides. Its product is annotated as epoxide hydrolase 1-like. NCBI's taxonomy places the organism in Eukaryota, Metazoa, Chordata, Mammalia, Rodentia, Cricetidae. The transcript is spliced from 9 exons. Gene Ontology annotation, molecular function: epoxide hydrolase activity. The record is from RefSeq and is a predicted model, not a curated record. Bases 6165 to 7532 code for a protein of 455 amino acids. Gene Ontology annotation, biological process: epoxide metabolic process; arachidonate metabolic process.